CUUCAUCAGGUUAGAUCAACAUCAAUAUCAUUGGCGGGGGAACUUGUCGGCCAACGGUCGUAGUUCCUUCUCAGGUAAAGGUCUACCCUCAGCUUUGAGCUUCCAGCCCAUCUCCAUAAAUUUCUUUUAGCAUCACCUCGGUGAUGCAACAAUAUGAGUUACCCAUGCACUAAUAUCACACGACACACCUUGUGAUUUCCGGCGCUCAGGUCAUACCCCUUCCUCUACCUCCAUCAUCAUGGCCCCCAUCAUCCGACCAGCCACAAAAGCUGACCUGUCUGCCCUCUCCAACAUUUGCUUGCUCACCGCAAACGCGGGCACAUCAUCCGAGCACUUGCAUUCCCAUCCUGCCCUCCCAGGUCUUAUCUACGCUCUCCCCUACCUCAGCCUUGAAUCAACAUGGGGCUUUGUGCUUGAAAACGAUGGAGAAGUAGUAGGGUACACUCUCGGCGCCUUCGACACCCGCAAAUUCGAGGAGAGUGCAGAAGCGGGCUGGUGGCCCUCGCUCAGAGCCCGUUAUACACCCCUGCUGCAAGACUCUGACGCAGCCCUCACGCCUGCAGAUAAAGCUUAUAUCAACACCAUAAUCACCUUCCCAAGAGCAAGCGAUGCAAUGAUGGCGUUCGCACCUGCCCAUCUGCACAUCGACAUUCUGCCAAGCCAUCAGCGGCAGGGAUGGGGGCGGAAGUUGAUCGCACGCGCGAUGGAGAAUUUGAAAGAAAAUGAUGUAAAGAGCGUUUGGUUGGGCAUGGAUCCAAAGAAUACAGAGGCGGCUGCAUUUUAUUCCCGAUUGGGUUUCAGGAAGUUCGAGGGCGCAGAGGAGGGCAUUAUGGGUGUCACAGUGCAUGAGUGGGAGGAGCAUGCUGUUUAAAGUUCAACUGCGAAUACAACGGUUCUUGAUGACGCUGAUACUGGGCACUCCUAGCGAACAUUUCAAUUGUGGAGCCAAAUAUCCGAGAUGUGGUAAGCUAGAUGCUAUCCACUCAAAGGCGGCGCUGAUUGCGUCCCGUCAGUGAUUGAUCUAAGAAAUGAGCCUCAGCAUUAUGUGCUCACUGGUGCAAAUCUGUGACCUACCCAUCCAAUCGCAAGUCGUAGACUUGAUCGUGACGAAUCCCCGUGCUUUGUGUAGCUAUUUGAGGGACGU
Messenger RNA from Suillus plorans, 1144 nucleotides. Its product is annotated as acyl-CoA N-acyltransferase. Gene Ontology annotation, molecular function: acyltransferase activity, transferring groups other than amino-acyl groups. The record is from RefSeq and is a predicted model, not a curated record. The transcript has a single exon. Lineage: Eukaryota; Fungi; Basidiomycota; Agaricomycetes; Boletales; Suillaceae. The coding region runs from base 239 to 871 and encodes 210 amino acids.